Messenger RNA from Drosophila willistoni, 2455 nucleotides. It is a transcript of the gene Aef1, whose product is annotated as adult enhancer factor 1. The transcript has 3 exons. Lineage: Eukaryota; Metazoa; Arthropoda; Insecta; Diptera; Drosophilidae. The record is from RefSeq and is a predicted model, not a curated record.
AACAACAAAAUAAUGCAUUAAAAAGCCUAGUUUUUUCAAUUAAUUUGUUAACAAGCGGAGUCAAAGGUACAACGAGAUGUUGCCGACCAUCAUCAUCAUCUUCAAGUCGUGGCAGUUGUGAGCAGCAGCAGCAGCAUCUCCGUAUUUGAUCUUCAUUUUUCUUCAUUGCCAACCCGUUUCGAGUGUAGCAACUACCCAGUAGAAGCAUCAGCAGCAGCAACACCAUCACCACCACCACAUUGACCCCAUACAAAAACCAUAGAAAGAGAGAGAGAGGGAGAGGCAGAGUGAGAGAGGAGGAGGAGGAGAAACCCCAUCAUCACCAUCAUCACUCCCUCCAUCCCAGCCUUCCACUGGCAAGAUCGGAUUGGAGUUUCUUAACCCCAUAAUCCAUAAUCCUUCCCUAUGAUGCAUAUCAAAAGUUUGCCUCAUGCCCAUGCUGCUGCCACGGCCAUGAGUAGCAAUUGUGACAUUGUUAUUGUGACCUCACAGCCACAGACAACAAUUGCCAGCAACAAUAAUAAUGAUAAUACAACUGUCGUAUCCCAGGCCCAUGUACAACAACAACAACAACAACAGCAACAACAUCCUCAGCAUCCUCAUCAUCAGCAGGCGCCUGGACCCCCCUCGGGAGCUACGGCACCACCAACAGAAAUUACGUUACCCUUCAAUAUGCAUCUAGCUGGUAUUUCACCAGGUGCCCAUAGUGCCGCCCAAGCGGCAGCCAUGGCCGCUGCCCAAGCAGCCGCCGCUCAGGCUGCUGCAGCUGAACAGCAACCGCCUCCCUCAUCACAUCUUGUGCAUCUGGCAACGCAUAGUCCGACUAUUCCGGGUGAACAUUAUUUGGCUACCAAUGGACAUGGCGAACAUGCGGCUGAGGCUGGCAGUAAUGGUUCCUCAUCGGCUGCCAAUGGUGGCGGCGGAGGAGGCGGCAGCGGACGUGAACCGGAUAAACCCUUCCAUUGCAAUGUGUGCGAUCGACGAUUUCGCCAGCUGAGCACACUGACCAAUCAUGUGAAAAUUCACACAGGCGAAAAACCAUAUAAAUGCAGCGUUUGUGAUAAGACCUUCCGUCAAUCGUCAACGCUAACGAAUCACCUGAAGAUCCAUACGGGCGAAAAGCCCUACAAUUGCAACUAUUGUCCCAAGCAUUUCCGUCAGUUAAGCACAUUGGCGAAUCACGUCAAAAUCCAUACGGGUGAAAAGCCGUUCGAGUGCGUAAUAUGCAAAAAACAAUUCCGGCAAUCGAGUACACUCAACAAUCACAUAAAGAUUCAUGUCAUGGACAAGGUCUACGUUCCUGUCAAGAUCAAAACGGAGGAGGAGGAGGGGUGACUAGGACGGAUGGCUUUGGCGGCUCAUCACCAGCAACAGCAGCAGCAGCAACAACAACAGCCGCAACAGCAUCAUCAACAUCCGCAGCAUCAUCAUCACCAGCAGCAGCAGCAACAUCAUUAUCAGCAGCAGCAGCAACCUCCUCCGCCUCCAUCUUCGCAGCACAUCAGCAGCAGCGAGCAUCAGCGAGGAGUGACUAUAACUACUCUGCCUUCCACCACAACAGUGGCCCAACAUCAGCAGCAACAGCAGCAGCAGCAGCAUCAUCAUUUGCAUCUUGGCAAUGUAGCCGCUUUGAGUGAUCUCUCCAAUGCCAUGCAAUUGGGCGCCGUAACAGCUGAUGGCAAUUUUGUGACCAUGGGCGGAGUUGUUGUCGGACGUAUUCAGCAUUCGCGCGAAGAGCUGCAACAUCUCGGUGUGAUUAAAGUCGAAUCACCAACGAAUGGUGUGGCAGCUGGUGGAGUGACAACACCCACAUCACGCGAAGGAUGAGUCGAUGAGCUGCUCCUUAAGUAUAUGCUGAAAGCGGAGGAGGAGGUGGACCAUCAGGAUGACAGCAACGAUAAUAAAUGUCGUCAAUCCAAACAGGAAUGAUAGUAGGACACUUAAACUAUCAUCAUCAGCAGCAGCAAAAGCAGCAGCAGCAGUAGCUAAUGCAGGAAUCAAGAAGGAGGAGGAGCAGCAGCCAUCGCUUCAUCAAGUGAAUACCCGUUGUGUGUUUUAAUUAAUUUUUGGGUGUGUGGUGUACGCUUACCGUUGUUGUUAGUUGUUUAAUUGUAGCGAACAUUUGUUGUUGUUGUUAAAAAAGAAAAACAAAAAAAAGAGUUAAAUGUGUGACUAUACAUAUACCCUCCGGGAUAUCCAACCAAAAGAAGAUAUACCAUAACGUGUAUAGCAUCCAAAAAAAAAAUAAACAAAUAUAAAAUUAAACAAAAAUUGUAAAAGAAGAAAAACAGCUUCAGCAACAGCCAGCCAAGCCAAGCCAAGCCAAGCCAAGCCAGCCAGCCAGCCAGCCAGUAAAACAUAAACUAAUUGAGGAACUAUAAACCCCAUAAAUCCUGAUCAGGAUUGGAAUAUCAUAGCUCGAUUUAUCACCACAUAAAGAGAAUUCAGCUUCUAA